AUUGAAGAUUUCAUUAUUUUAAUUUUUUAGUAUCCGGGUGAUAUUGUUCAAUUUGAAUUAGAUUAAUUCGAUGAUGUCCAUCUCCAAAAUUUAGCAGGAAAUAAUAAAUGUAUUAAUUGAUUGAUUAGCGCCAUUUCGGUUAAUAGUUGAUAGUUAUUUGUCCAUUCAUAUAUUUGACCCAUGCAUUUAUACCCACUCUGCCCCUCGCACCACCUUUUUAAGGACUUUUCAAAGUGCAUAAUUUCGACAUUAACUCCAAAAUUGAUUCUCAAUGAAAUGAAGGUCAUGCACUGCAAAAGAAAUUCUUAACUUUUGGCGAGUUAACGUUGAUUCUAAACGUGGAUUUCAACGUGAAAUGGAAAAAUGAGGGUUUGAUUUCGUGUCUUACAAAAAAUUCCUUUUCUAUAUGCUAAAUUUCUUCGUGAUUUUGAACUUAAACGCAUAGAUAACACUCAGUAAUUAUACAAUUCUUAUCAGGUUGAUGGGAGCCCUGGACGCAAGGCUUUCAUUAAUUGAAAUUCUAAUAAAAAUGAAUGCUCAAAUAAAAAUCUUUUAUCGAUUUGAGUCUCAUUCCGUAAAGCAAAAAUAUCACGUAAAAUUUUAGCCUUAUUUGUGUUUGAUACUUUGAUUUUUUAUUUUAUCAUUGUAGUUUUGUUAUCGGACGUCCCCGAAGGUACGCCGUAGAUUUGUAGUUGUGUUAUACCCAGCGGCGGAUCCAGAACUGAUUAGAGCACUUGGCCGCAUUUAAAAAGCGAUGGAGAAGGAUGGGCCGUAACCCAAUAAACACUGAAUAUAUAUAUCCAAAAUCGAAAAUUACAAAUACUAUACGAGUUUUGGAUCCGGGGAGGGCUAGGCCGUGGCUCGGGCGGCUCCUAAUCCGCCGCUGGUUAUACCGUCAGUUAAGUUCGAGACAAUACCGCCAAAUCGUAACAGAAUAAAGUGAUAAAGACAGGCCCAUCGGAAACAAGCGAGAGAAAGGGACAAAACGAAGAAGAAAAAAAAAGGCCAACUCAUUCAAACAACACUGCCAAAGCUUCCCCUGCUACAGCUACCGUAAAUCCGUUUCACCCUAAUGCCAAGAGUUAAUUAAUAAUAAUUUGUUUAUUUUUCAAAAAUAAGCAAACAGACAAAUUAAAGUUGGAAAAAGAAGAAAAGAGAAAAAAGAAGAGAACCGUUAACUCCCAUGCAUGCCGCAACGUGUAAUCACCAGGCCGGCCGCUGAGCACCAAAAAACACCACACCACCAACAAAGAGAUUAAUUACCCCGCGCCUAGCUUGCUAAUCAUAACGUCCUAAUUUUAACGUAGAAAAAGAAGGGAAAAAUAAAACGCUUCCCAUGCAUUUAACGUACUUGUUUAAAAAAAACCACUCUCUCCCAUCCGGUCCACCACCCUACUUAAUACUAAUCACCAUUCUUUCGCCAAUGACACCUUGUUAAUGACAAUCAAUUUCAAUUUACUAAUCACCAAUUACCGUCCACUAAUUACUUCCCCUUCCCUAUCAUUUUUCAUGUGUGCCCUCUCAACGGUAAGAAAUUCGCCACCUCCCCACUUUCACUAUAUAUAUAUAUAUUCACCCUCAACCCUUACAAAAACAUAAAAUCAAUCAUCAAAGAUCAAACCCUAAACCCAUUCUCGAUCUCGCUUUCUCUAUCCAUCUCCAUAAUCAACUAGAGAGCUCUAGCUAGCCAUGGGUUUCGUGGCAGUCGUUUCCACCAUGAUCAUGACGGCGUCGUUUCUUCUCGGCGUCACGGAAGCUUUCCAGUUCCCCGUCGGCGGCAAACAAGGCUGGGUCGCCGAGCCCAAGGAGAGAUACGGCCAUUGGGCCGAGCGCCUCCGUUUCCAAGUCAACGACACGCUCUAUUUCAAGUACGAGAAGGGAAGGGACUCGGUGCUGGUGGUGAACAAGGGCGAGUACGACAACUGCAACGCCUCCGCGCCGGUCCAGGCGUUCACCGAGGGCAACUCGCUCUUCCGGUUGGACCGGUCCGGCCCGUUCUUCUUCAUCUCGGGAUUCGCUGACCACUGCGCCAAAGGGCAGAAGCUCGUCGUCGUCGUCUUGUCCGAGCACCACCAGAAACCUACCCCAGCUGCUCCGUCGCCGUCUCCCAGCUCCGUCGUCACUCCUCCUCCUCCUCCGCCUCCCGCUGCGGCGGCGUUGCCCCCUACAGUGGAUGCUGUUACGCCUCCUGCCGCGGCGCCGACUCCGGUGGCCAAUAUUAACUCAGGGGCAGGGGUGGCGCUCCGAUUCACGGUUGGGGCUUCGCUUGCAGGAUUAUUGGGGUUGGCUGUGAUGUUCUUUUAAUUCGGUUUGUGGGGGUAAUCUGGAGAUGGAGUUACCAGUGUUGAUUGACUAGCUAUAGGGUGAUGGGAGUUUUUUUUUUUUUUAGUUUAAUUUCUUUUUAACCGUUUUGACUUUAUGAUGUUGGAAGUGGAACUGCUGUAAUUUUUUAUUUUUAUUUUAUGUUAUGGUUUAUUUGAAAACUGAAAUCAAUGUAGUCUAGUGACUCUAGUCUGGUACGAUUGUGGGUUGUUUCCUUCUUUAAUUUAUGUUUCCGUUUGGGAUGGCAGUAGAAUUCAUUUUGCGGGUCGGGUUUGAGUUUAAACCCGCUAUACGUUUUGCGGAUUGGGUUGGGUUUGGGUUUAGCCAUAUUCAACUCGUGGAUACCCACAUCCAAGUCCAUACCCACCACGACCCACGAAACCCGCUAUACGUUCAAUUAAUCAUAUUGUUUGUAGAUGUUUAUCUUUAAUAUUGAACAAUUAGUAUGAAUGAUUUGUGAGUUAGUGUGUAUGUAGUAGACAAUAGUAGUGAAAUCUAGUGUAAUUGCAUCUUUGUACAAGAACUCAUGGGUACCCAUGAACCCGCGGAUACCCGGCGGGUUGGGUUUGAGUUUUCCAAAUCCAGUGGGUUUUACCCCAUUUUUUUGUGUUGAUAAAACCCAUGAGUGGGUUUGACAAUAACCCGCUCCAACCCACCCCAUUGCCAUCCCUACUUGUCUGUGUGGUGGAAAUAUUUGUCAACAUUUUCGGUUUUCAUCUUUAAUUUGUUUGUCUACCUUUGAUAAAAAAAUUUAUAGGAGAAGAAAUUCGUCUUGCGACGGCAAACUCCGGGCCCAUAGAUAUACAGUACUUUUUAAUAUCUUUGGUUAAACAUACCUCAAAAUUUUAAAGUAGAUCAUAAGUUUCUUAGAAAGUACAAAGAUAUCAUAAAACAUAUCACAAUUUUAUUAAAGUAGACUAUAAAUUUGUUGAAACACAUUAUAAAUCUCAUAAAAACAAACCACGAGUUUAUUAAAGUAUCAUCCAAAAUCUAACACCCCAACCUAAGUACCUGUAAGAAACAAGGAUCUAGGCCCGUACGGUUAGGGAUUGAGAGCUAGGAAAAAAGGGGAUAUAAUUAGAGAUUUGAUUGAGGAAGAAGAGGAUCGAGAAGAAUAAGAAAAUUCGGCCGACCCUAGGGUGAACGGGGCCGACAGUUUGGGAGAGAAAAAGAGAGAAAAUUAUGGGAAAGACUAGGGAUUAGGGAAUAAAUAUUUGCAAGGAAUUCUUUCCAAAGGAUCCAUCCAUGUUGCAAGGAAAAAGAGAAGAAUUUGGCUAAGUGUUCAACCCGUUUCAUGGUGCUUACUUUGGAGGCUCAUAUCUUACAUCCUAGUCGAUGGACAUGCAAGAGAAAGGUUGGAAAGUGAAGUACAAGAGUUUGUCUACAACUCUGAAUGGUUGGUUUCUCAAUUACAAGCCAUUAAGUGCAUGAACAAGGGGUCGAAGUUACUCUGAAGAAACUGAGAAAUUGACUGAUUUUUGGCUAAGUCUGAAGACAGUUCGUGUAACACCCUACCCUAUACGUUUUGCCUAAUCAUAUUAUUCAUACAUUUGCAGCGGAAAUAAUCUUGGGUGUUACAUUAAUUACCAAAAUUUACCCAAAUAAAAUUUCGACAUGAAU
This is a messenger RNA of Linum trigynum, 3942 nucleotides long. Lineage: Eukaryota; Viridiplantae; Streptophyta; Magnoliopsida; Malpighiales; Linaceae. The record is from the annotation of a GenBank genome assembly.